ACGCGGCCACUGGAGUCAGGAACGUGUAUAAUGAUAGCGAAUAGCGAUAGUGAUUAGUGGGAUAGAACAUAAUAUUUUAUAGUAUUGUCCCAUCAUUUAGUGUUUUAAUUUUUGAUCGCGAACUGAAGUAAAAUUGACGAAAUUUGAGUUGUUAUUCGUUUAACUUACAUAUUUCAUAUUAUUUUCAUUAGUACAAUAUUUGUUUUGAAUAUUAUAUAAAUAUUCAUUAUCACAUGCGCUUUCUCUCUGCCAUUUUAUAAAUUAACUCACAAUUACUAACUUUAAUUGAUAAAGUAAUGAGUUAUAACGACAAUACAUUCAAUACUAUGUCGGGUAAUAGCAACAAUAAACGUCUAACGCGACGACCUAUGGAAACACCUGGUUUAGAUGUAAAUAGUAUACCUCCACAACAAGUGCAGUACAACUAUGCCCAACAAACUAUGUACUCUCCACCACAAGAACCUCAAACAAUACCAUCUCAACAACAAUUCUAUUACAAUGACUUUACAUCAAUUCCCUCGCAACCACAACAUGGAUAUGGAAAUAACGAUUUCGGAUACAUUGGAUCAAUGCCAACAGAUAAUAUAAAUCACCGGCAACAUUAUUCGCCAAGCCCCGGUCCAAGCCCUCAACCAACUCAACCAAUGAUGUUUAACCCUUCAAAUAAUUUAGUUGAUGCGUUUGGAAGUAAUCCUCUAUUAGCAGGAGUUACUGUGCGAUAUGGACAAAAAAUUUUAGGACAAGUUGUUGAUGAAAAUGUUGGAAAAUAUACAAGUGGAAUAAGUUCAGAAAUAAAACGUUAUUUUGCUGUAGAUACCCGUUAUGUGAUCUCCAAACUUGGAUUAUUAUUAUUUCCAUUUGCUCAUACAGAUUGGUCAAUUAUGUUGGAACCAACAGGGCAAGCUGAUGAUCGUCGACGAGCAAGACCAAAAACAGAUGUCAAUGCACCAGAUCUUUAUAUUCCUACUGUAGCUUUUGUAACAUAUUUACUCUUUUUGGGUCUCAUACUUGGUAAACAUGGACAAUUUAGCCCAGAACUUUUAAGUGUACAGGCUUCUCGUGUUCUUGCUUGGGAAGUAAUAGUAGUUUUGAUGGAAAUAUUGGCACUAUAUGUUACAAAUAUACAAAGUUCACUACGUUUUUUUGACCUAACAGCUUAUUCAGGAUACAAGUAUUUUGGAAUUAUAAGCUGUAUUCCAAUUGGAUUACUUUUAGGCGAAACUGCUUUUUAUCUUUCCUUACUAUACAUUGGAAUUGCAUUUAUAUACUUUUUGUUAUUUUCAAUGAGAUGGCAGUUGAAUUCAGUUGCAACCGUUACUAAUGUUGGCCAACCAGUAGUAAUGGUUGAAUAUAAGCGUAAGAGGACAUUAUACUUCCUAAUUUUAGCAGUGGCCAUUCAACCAAUAACUACAUGGUACCUAAUAUCUUAUUUAACAUUUACUAUGAGAUGAAUAUAACAUGAAAACUUUUCAAAAAAAUUAUUUUUUCCAUGGAGUAAUUCAAUUUAUGUUAUUAAAAACUGUGUACAUAAUAUUCAUAUUUUUGUUUUAUAUAUUUUAAUUGUCUUUAUUGGUAUGAUACCUUUUAGGACAAUAAUUGUAACAAUCUAUCAUAUUACACAUUCUGAAAUAUGUAUAGACAGUUAUAUUUUUAUAUAUUUA
Molecule: messenger RNA, 1661 nt
Organism: Melanaphis sacchari
Lineage: Eukaryota; Metazoa; Arthropoda; Insecta; Hemiptera; Aphididae
Gene: Yif1
Product: protein YIF1B
Exons: 7
Coding region: 297-1451 (384 amino acids)
Biological process (GO): endoplasmic reticulum to Golgi vesicle-mediated transport
Cellular component (GO): endoplasmic reticulum membrane; endoplasmic reticulum-Golgi intermediate compartment; Golgi membrane
Source: RefSeq, a predicted model, not a curated record